AUGGCCGAGGCUCAGCUCAUGCAGGAGCAGCUACAACUGAGCGUCAUGCAGUCAGAGCGUGAGGCUGAACUCGCCGCAGAUGGGGAUGUGAUCAUGGGGGAGGAUAUCAGUGCGGCCGCUUCUCAGAGUCAGAUUGACGUUGGGAGUCUGGCGGGUGAGCAUUACGAGGAUGCGGAGAUGGAUAUGGAUGCCGAUGGGGAGCCUGACGACGGCGGGGAGGAACACGACGAUCACAGCAGUGCCCAACACAGCGACUCGGAGCAGGAAGAGGAUGGGGUUUUCGAGGAGGAUGCCGAGGAGGAAGAGGAUAAUGAGGUUGUUCCUGCCAGAGGUCGCCAGUCGCGACGAGGGAGCAAGGGGAGGACAAUAAGGGAUGAGGAUGCUGAAGAGGACGAGGACGAGGAAGAUGAUGAGGGUGUCGGGGCGGUCAAGAUCAAGCCUGGCGAGACAGAUGAUGAGUCGGAUAGUGCCCACUCUGCGGAUUCUGCCAGUGUCAGUGACAAUGACUCUGAUGCUGGUGCCGAGGAGGAGUGGGAGCCCGCGAAUAAUGAUGAAGCGGAGGAGGAUGAGGAUGAGACUGAUGACGGACACUGCAUCUUCUGUAAGCAGAGUGAAGAAAACGAUCCGGCAGAAGAGUUUGAGGUGUAUUUGGCUUGCACCAGGUGUCAGGACAACGCUCACCAACAAUGUGCCCGUGACAGCAAGGCAUUGGAUGGCGAAACGAGUAGGUGGUCUACGAAUACAUCGUGUAGAACCGUGCUGACAACAGCUGCAGGUCCUGAGAGCUGGAAGUGCCCCAAGUGCGCAGACACUGAAUCAGAAUCCGACGCCCAUAACGAAGAAGAUGUCGAGAUGGAUGGCAUCACUGACACCAGUGCUCCUCCAUCUGCCCGGCGUGCACAUGCGCCAAAACUAGCGAGGGACCUGCUUCCGUCACAAAAGGGCGCUGUCAAGCCGGAAUCACACUCUGUCUUCAACCAACUCGUCCUCGACGAGGAUCCUAUGGACGGAUCGCGCGUGCUUAGAAAGCGGAAAACAUCAUCGAUCGAGCCUGACGAGCACGUUAUGGCCCUGCGAAAGAGGCGUCGGACAACAACAGAGGAGGCGAGCAACGAGGAAGCCUCAGUCGGCAGGGAAGGAUCAUCUAGACCAGUGUCGCGAUCUUUACGGCUCAAGAUUUUACAGAGCUCCGGUCCUGCUUCUGUCACGAAGAAGACACGGAACAGCAUCAUCGUCAAGAUGCGCGUGAAUGCGGUGGAACUCGCUCGGAUCUCAUCUGAAAAGCCCAAGGGCCUUAAGAAACGACCUAAUAGAUCUAAUAGGUCGGGGAGAUCGGGAAGAUCGGCAAGGCGACCAUCUAGAAAUGACGGGCCUCGCGGUGCUGGGGCGGUCCAAGUCCCAAUAGCCACUCCGUUUACUAGCACGAGCUACUCUCAGCCAUUUUACUCUUUCUACGAUAGGGAGACGGACGAGCUAAAGGGCAAACCAUAUGGUGGCAUCUUGACCGAACCCGAAGCCGACACGUCCAAAACGAUGCCGGCACCCGAAGACCGACGUCGCUUCGACGAGGCAAAGCAAAAGGCCGAAGAAGAAUGGAGACAGAGGCUGCUGCAGGUGCAAGCCGAGACUGAAGUGCCGAGCAAAAAGUCUAAGAAGGCGUCGGGCCCGGCCAGCCAGAUCGAGUGCAUCCAGUUUGGAGGCUGGGAGAUCGACACGUGGUACGCGGCGCCGUAUCCCGAGGAGUACAGCAGGAACCGGAUUCUUUACAUUUGUCAGUUUUGCCUCAAGUACAUGAACUCGGACUAUGUCACCUCGAGGCACAAGCUCAAGUGUCCGGCGAAGCACCCUCCUGGGGAUGAGAUUUACCGGCACGGGUCAAUUUCUUGGUUAAUCUGUCGGCGAACCGUGUCCGUCCAGCGAGAACCU
Podospora anserina S mat+ is the source of this 1926-nucleotide messenger RNA. RefSeq lists its product as uncharacterized. The record is from RefSeq and is a predicted model, not a curated record. Lineage: Eukaryota; Fungi; Ascomycota; Sordariomycetes; Sordariales; Podosporaceae. The annotation marks the transcript as partial. The transcript is spliced from 2 exons. Gene Ontology annotation, biological process: regulation of DNA-templated transcription. Gene Ontology annotation, molecular function: histone acetyltransferase activity.